CGAAGCGAUGCCAGCCCGCCGGCCCGGUCCUCUCCUCGCGAGUUAGCGGCAAGUCCGUGGCGGCGGCGAGAGGGGGGAAAGGGGGUCGCGGGGGGUGGGUUCACGGCAUUCCUCCCCCGCCCGACCGGCUUCGAGCGGGUCCCUCGCCUCGGACUUUGAAAGAGUGGUUGGUCCCCGGGAUCCUCUUUAGUGGGGGAAUCCUUGGGGAUCUGGUGGAGAAGCUGCAGCUUGGGCGCUCGGCGUGGGCGCCCCCUGCUGGACGCUGCUGGAGAAUGGCUGCCCAAUGACUCCGGGUUCGAAUCCUACUCUGCGGCCAGCAUGGAGAAGACUUACUCGCUGACCGCCCACUACGACGAGUUCCAGGAAGUCAAAUACGUCAGCAAGUACAGCAGCAGUACAGCUCUGCCCAACGGGUUCAACUUGCAGCUGGGCACCGCCGGGACCAAAAAAACGCGUUGCGGCCUGCCGCGCUGGAGCCGACGAGAGAUCUGCCUGCUCUCCGGCUUGGUCUUUGCGGCGGGCCUGUGUGCCAUCUUGGGUUGCAUCCUGGUCCUCAAGUAUCUGGCUUUGGAUCAGGCGGCCUACUGCUUGGAAGGCUGCCAAGAACGCCGGGCCUUCACCAAGGCUUCUCGGUUCAUCGCCACCAACAUUGACCCCACCCUUGACCCCUGCAAGGACUUCUACUCCUUUGCCUGUGGCGGAUGGCUGCGCCGGCACGGCAUUCCGGAGGACAAGCUGAUCUACGGCACCAUUGCCGCCAUCGGCGAGCAGAACGAGGAGAAGUUGCAACGGCUGCUUCAGCAGCCCGUGCGGCGUCCCUACCGGGCUUCGGCCGAGCGAAAAGUCAAGGAUUUUUUCCGUUCCUGCCUGGACAUGAGGGAGAUUGACCGGCUGGGGGCCUGGCCGAUGCUGGAGGUCAUUGAGGACUGUGGAGGAUGGGAUAUGGGGGCCCUGGAUAGGCAAGGCCAGUGGGACUUCGACGAGCUGCUGUACAAGACGCAGGGAGUCUACAGCACCACGGUCUUCUUCGCCUUGACGGUCAACCUGGACAGCAAGAAUUCGUCUCGCUAUGUCAUCCGGAUUGACCAGGAUGGGCUGACCUUGUCCGAGAGAACACUCUACCUGGGCCAGGAUGACGAAAGUGAAAAGAUCCUGGCUGCGUACGGGGUAUUCAUGGAGCGCCUGUUGCACCUGCUGGGCGCCGAACAUGUGGAACAGAAAGCCAAGGAGAUUCUCCAGCUGGAGCAGAGGCUGGCCAACGUAACUAUCUCCGAAUACGAUGACCUGCGGAGAGACAUCAACUCCAUGUACAAUAAAGUCACACUGGGAGAACUGCAGCGCAUCACACCCAACUUAAAAUGGAAGCCUCUUCUGGACAGGAUAUUCCACGAGCGUUUUUCAGAAGAGGAAGAGGUGGUGCUCUUAGCCACCGAUUACAUGCAGCAGGUCUCGGAGAUCAUCCAGACGACCCCCAUCAGGAUCCUUCACAAUUACAUGUUGUGGCGCAUCGCGGUGGUGCUGAGCGAGCAUCUCUCCACCCCGUUCCGAGAUGCCAUCCACGAGUUCGCCAAGGAGAUGGAGGGGGCCGAGAAGCCGAUGGAGCUGGCCAAGACCUGCCUCAGUCAAGCUAACAAGCAUUUUGGAAUGGCUUUGGGGGCUCUGUUUGUGGAGGAAUAUUUCUCCUCCACCAGCAAGGCCAAGGUGCAACAGUUGGUGGAAGAUAUCAAGCACAUUCUGGACCAGCGACUCGAAGAACUGGAAUGGAUGGAUGAAGAAACCCAGAGAGCAGCCCAAGCAAAGUUGAAACACAUGAUGGUGAUGAUCGGAUAUCCGGACUUCCUUCUCAGCCCCGGAGCAGUGGACAAGGAAUAUGAGUUUGAAGUCCACGAGAAGACCUACUUCAAGAACAUCCUGAACAGCAUCAAGUUCAACAUCAAGCUGUCGGUGAAGAAGAUCCGUCAGGAAGUGGACAAGUCCGCAUGGCUGUUACCGCCGCAAGCCCUGAAUGCUUAUUAUCUUCCUAACAAGAAUCAACUGGUGUUCCCAGCUGGAAUUCUGCAACCGACACUCUACGAUCCUGAAUUCCCACAGUCUUUGAAUUAUGGAGGGAUUGGAACAAUUAUCGGGCAUGAGCUGACCCACGGCUACGAUGACUGGGGCGGGCAGUACGACCGGUAUGGCAACCUGGUGCACUGGUGGACAGACGCCUCCUACAGCAAGUUCCGCAAGAAGGCCGAGUGCAUUGUGAACCUCUACGACAAUUUCACCGUCUACAACCAGAGGGUGAACGGGAAACACACACUGGGAGAAAACAUUGCAGACAUGGGGGGACUUAAACUUGCUUAUUACGCAUAUCAGAAAUGGGUGCGGGAACACGGCCCGGAAAACCCGCUGCUGUGGCUGAAAUACACGCACGAGCAGCUGUUCUUCAUCGCCUUUGCUCAGAACUGGUGUAUUAAACGGCGCUCCCAGUCCAUCUAUCUCCAGGUGCUGACCGACAAACACGCGCCCGAGCAUUACAGGUACCAGCCAGGGCAUCCGGGGGACCCCGAUUGGGGUCAGAGAUGGGAGAGAGGCAGGAUACACCGAGGACCUGCUUUCCCCACUAAUAGGGAAUUCUGGGAGUUGAAGUCCAGACCGUGGGAAGCUGUUGGAAGCUGACAAAGGAAGCUGGUUUAGCAUUUGGGAGGAAGCCAAAAAUACGUUGUUUUUUUUUUUUUUUGAUGAGUAGUUUUAUUGUUUUGCUUUGUUUAUUUUAUUGUUUUAUGUUUUACGUUACUGUAUGGGUGUAUUGUGUUGUUUUGUUCUUCUGUUUUUUUUGGUAGUGUGUUGUUUUAUUUUGCUUUUUUUAUCCGAAUGCUAGUUUUAUACAUAUGAGGCUGGGGAACGUGCCUAAUAGUCCUUCCUCCUUCUAUUUCCCUGUAACGACAACCCUGGGUUAGGUUGAGAGACAGUGACUGGCUCAAAGUCACCCAGCUGGCUUUCAUGUCUAGGGCAGGACUAGAACUCCCAAUCUCCUGGUGACUCGCCCAAAGUCUCCCAGCUGGCUUUCGUGUCUAAGGCAGGACUAGAACUCCCAAUCUCCUGGUGAUUUGCCCAAAGUCACCCAGCUGGCUUUCGUGCCUAAGGCAGGACUAGAACUCACCGUCUCCUGGUUUCUAGCCUAAUGCCUUUCCCUCUUUCUUCCCACUAUGCUGGUUGAUCUCCCCAAUCCUCGCCUUUCCUCCUCUCUUCUCUCCCCUUUGCAGGGUGCUGGGCAGCGUCUCCCAGUUUGAGGAGUUUGGACGGGUCUUCCACUGUCCCAAGGACUCCCCCAUGAACCCUACACACAAGUGCUCCGUCUGGUGAAGCGCCCAUCUGCCCCGUCCCUGCCUGCACCCAGCCUCUAUCAACACACCGGCCGCCAUCGUCCUGAUCCAUGCCACUGGCCAGGCAGCAGGAGAGGCGAGAAAUCCUCCUAAAAUUCCUAGAGCGGUCUGGCCUCCGGGGAUAGGCCACGCCUGCCAACAGCCCCCCCCCUCUGCACCCCAAAAAUCUUUGGGGCACCAGAGUAAAAAAUAGCUAACACAAGUCUAACAUACCUCCUGUGAUCUCUUUCCAUCUGUACAAUCGCUCAAGACACAAAAGGAACGGCUUCCGAAGGGACAUUUUGCUGCUGUUCGUUUUGGACCCUGCCAAAGCUUUUCUGCUCUGCCUCCAGACCCAAUAUUAUUAUUAUUAUUAUUAUUAUUAUUAUUAUUAUUAUUAUUAUUAUUAUUAUUAUUAUUAUUUUGGGACUGUGUGUGUUUUGCUAUUCUAGUUUAUUGUGCUAACGCCGCUCAAGUUCCAAAGCUACGAGUAGUCUUCAACGUACAACCGUUCAUUUAGCCAAGGCACCAACAAACAUGAGUUAUAACCAGGACUCACAACUGAACACGGCGUCCCCGUAGUCACGGGAUCAAAAUUCAGAGGCUCAGCAACGGGCUCAUGUUUAUGACGGUCGCAGUGUCGCGGGAUCACGUGAUCACCAUUUGCGACCUUCCCAGCCAGCUUCCAACACGCAAAGUUAAUGGGGGCAAAAUCUGGAUUCACUUUAACGAUGAGACGAUUCGCUGAACGACGGCGGCCAUCCGCUGAACACCCGUGGCAAGAAAGGUCGUAAACUUAAUAACUGCCUUGCUUAGCAACGGAAUUUCCGUGGCCGUAAGUUGAGGGCUACCUACACGUGAUGCCUCGUCUAACCUUUUCGCUGGGUUCAAUACUAUCCCUUCGGUGUUCUGAUUUGAUUUGAUUUGAUUUAAAUUCAGCUGGACCAACGCGACGGCAUUUUGUAAUUAAUUAUAAUUUGCUGUAAGCCUUUUUUUUUUUUUAACAAAAAAAUAUUAUUUUUCGAUUUUCUCCCUGCACGCUCUUGAAUUACCUCCCUGGAGGGUCAGGAUGAUGGACCGGACUUUUAUUCAGGUGGAUUGUAGAACUAAAAUUUCCAUGAGCUGCUGACGGUCACCGUGUCCCUCAAAUCAGCACCCCAGAUUAGAAUUGGGGUUCGGUCCAGCCCCCCUCCCGCUUCUCCCCAGCUGGCCCUUUCUUCUUUCUGUGCCCGAGACUCUUGGGGAGAGAGUGUGUUGAGCAGAGAAGCACAAAUUGUCCUAUCGCUCAAACAAGGUCUGGUUUAGCCACACAAACACAAACUCGGGAAAGGACUGGAGGAGUCUGUGGCUUGUUUGCUUAAUCACGAUCGUGGCCUGAUGCCAGCUUAUCUGAUCAGCUCGGGGCCCUUAACUCUGAAAGAGGCCUCCGGGAUGAGUCCCAAGGCAUGACCCCCAAUUCAGAAGAAUAGAAUAGCAGAGUUGGAAGGGACUUUGGAGGUCUUCUAGUCCAACCCCCUGCUCAAGCAGGAGACCUUAGAUCAGGGGUCUUCAAACUUGGCUCUUUUAUGA
Molecule: messenger RNA, 4916 nt
Organism: Crotalus tigris (Tiger rattlesnake)
Lineage: Eukaryota; Metazoa; Chordata; Lepidosauria; Squamata; Viperidae
Gene: ECEL1
Product: endothelin converting enzyme like 1
Exons: 17
Coding region: 319-2661 (780 amino acids)
Biological process (GO): protein processing
Cellular component (GO): plasma membrane
Molecular function (GO): metalloendopeptidase activity
Source: RefSeq, a predicted model, not a curated record